AUGCACUCUGACAUACUGUGGCCGGCCAAUGAGGAGUCAGAGCCCUGCCCACUGCGCCAAGAGGGCUGCCAGUGUGACGACGGCCUCCUGUCUGAUGGAGUCCGCUGUGUUCCCGUGGAGAAAUGUGGCUGCGUGGUGAACGGGCAAUAUUACGGGUCGGGUACAUCAGUAUUCCUAGAGGACUGUUCGGAGAGCUGCGUCUGCCAGUCAGGACAAUUCAGCUGUAGCGCCACAAGCUGCAAGAAGGACGAGGAGUGUCUCAACAGAGAUGGAAUCGUUGGCUGCUACUCCACAGACCCUUGUGCUGAGGUUGAGUGCAGGGUUAAGGAGCACUGUGAAGUGUCAGAAGACCAAGGAGUGUGUGUUCCUGAUUCCAAGGCCUUAUGCUGGUCUGCCGGCGACCCGCACUACAAAACGUUUGACGAGUUGAACUUCUCCUUCCAGGGAACCUGCACCUACGUCCUCGUCAACACCACAGGUCUUGACCCCUCCCUGCCAGAGGUAACUGUGACCUCCAAGAAUGAGCUCCGUGGGAACUCUGAAGGCUCCUUUGUGCGUUCAACCACCGUGGAGAUGUCUGGCUACCAAAUAACCCUCCCAAACAAAGACAGAGGCAUCAUUUUGGUGGAUGGUAUAAAGACAGAGCUUCCUGUCUUUCUCGAAGAAGGCAGCAUCUCCAUCACACAAUCUGGAAUAAGAGGCAUUCUCCAGAGUGAUAUUGGCAUCGAACAGCAGCUACUUUGGGAAUGUCGUUGGGCUCUGUGGCAACUACAACGGCGACAAGGAGGAUGA
Molecule: messenger RNA, 792 nt
Organism: Anoplopoma fimbria (sablefish)
Lineage: Eukaryota; Metazoa; Chordata; Actinopteri; Perciformes; Anoplopomatidae
Product: IgGFc-binding protein-like
Exons: 7
Coding region: 1-792 (263 amino acids)
Molecular function (GO): protein binding
Source: RefSeq, a predicted model, not a curated record